This is a messenger RNA of Rhizopus microsporus ATCC 52813, 1484 nucleotides long. RefSeq lists its product as uncharacterized. The record is from RefSeq and is a predicted model, not a curated record. NCBI's taxonomy places the organism in Eukaryota, Fungi, Mucoromycota, Mucoromycetes, Mucorales, Rhizopodaceae. The transcript has 5 exons. The coding region runs from base 297 to 1211 and encodes 304 amino acids.
GUCUGACAUUUAAGUUUUCAUACUUGAUUUAUAGUGAAGGAUCAAGUAUAUCAGUUCCCAUAAAGAAUUCAACAGACUCACCUGAAAACACCAUUGUUUUUGUUACUGAUUCCGAUUUUCCCUUGGUUCCAAGCGAUGGAGAUCGAUUUAUUUGUCGUGAUAUUGAUGUGUCUCACGCGUUUUAUCUCUUCCAGUGCUUCGUUAAGGAAAAAACCAACACUGAGAAGCUUAUCGUCGAAUCUCAUGUCCACCAUAUUCUGUCAUUGUCAUGGAUUUUACUGUUGAAAAAGAAUCGUAUGCACCUUGAUAUUCAGCAAUUUGUGAGCAAUAACGUAGUUUGUGACAUUGUUUCUGAUGCCCAAAACCAAUGGGGUACAGCAAACAUCAUGUUUCCCAGUUCUUUGAUGGUAAAUUUAAUGGAUGUGGCAAAGGGCCUCCAAGCCAGGAAAAUUGACCGUAUUGACGCGUGCAUGUCUGUGCUAUCUUUGGCCAAGGAUGCUGACAGGCUGGACAAAAAGAUAAUACUUUUAAUUCAUCAUAUGCAGACGGUGAUUCUCAUUCUACUCUACAGGCUUCUCAUGCUUCCCUUUGAGGCUGUAAUGCAUCCCAUAAAUGAAUCCGAAUAUUGUACCCGAUACCUAUUACCCACAUUCCAAUGUUUGUUUGACGAUGACCAACGUUCCGUGAAACUACGAUGGACAAGCACAGAAGCCGUGGAUGAUGAAUCAAAACCAGACUGCUUAAUCAGUAUCAUGACUGCCAAUUAUGUAGCAUGCAACAUUGGAUUUGGUGAGGUGAAAUCCGAAUCUGAAUCUAAGGAUCAUCGAAAAGCCAAUUUUGAUUUGGUACGCUUGGGCAUUUUUGCCAAAAACGCUAUUGACAAUGACUCUUUGACCGGUACUGUUGCAAUUCAUGCCGUUGGCACUCAUGCAUGUUUUUACCUUGUGCAACUGAAAGCUGAUGGACUUUAUACAAUGAUCGAACUUGGAAAUAUGAAUGUACCGUUAUCUAUCUGUGAACUCCAUGGAUACCUUGCUUAUUUGUCUGAUUUGAAAGUCAUACUCAAAGUGUUCGAGGAUCAAUGUCUUCCUAUAACCACAACUUCUUUUCCCAACCGCAAGAGAAAAUCAUACUCAUUAGAGAAAAUUGAUCCCAUAUUAACGAAGACCCGUGACCGUAAAAGGAAAAACAUAGUAUCGCAUCAAAAAUAAAUACACGAACUGUUAAUUUGAUUUGAGAUGGAUUGUUUUAAACAUUGACAUUCACUUCUUGACACAACCAAUCAGAUGAAUAUUUCCCUCGUUUUGCCUGAGGAAGGUGAAUAUUAUGAUAACCUUCCAGGUGAGCUAAAAGGCUUUGUUUCUGGGAAAAGUCAGUGGCUCGACAAAUAUAACAAGCAAGAACCAAAUGUAUUUUUCUUUUCAGUGAUGCCUCCAUAGCAACAGAAUUACAAAAAGAAAUUGUCCCUGAGUCCAAACAAACAA